Polistes dominula (European paper wasp) is the source of this 879-nucleotide messenger RNA. RefSeq names its product proteasome subunit beta type-2. The record is from RefSeq and is a predicted model, not a curated record. Lineage: Eukaryota; Metazoa; Arthropoda; Insecta; Hymenoptera; Vespidae. Gene Ontology annotation, biological process: proteasomal protein catabolic process. Gene Ontology annotation, cellular component: cytoplasm; proteasome core complex; nucleus.
CAAAUUGAUAAUUAGCUUACUUUCCCGAUCGAUAAUAUCAGAUGUCGCUGCAAGUAGUAAAACAAUCGCUAUUCUAUCUCACAAUAUAAUAUUCGAUGAAUUAGCCUUUCGAAUAGAGUGACAGGCGUUUUUAAGAACUUGUACAUUCUAUCGAGUCGAGUGAUUUAAAAAAUAAUUUAAAAAUGGAAUGUUUAAUUGGAAUUCAAUUUAAGGAUUUUGUGCUUGUAGCCGCCGAUAUGACAAAUGCUCAAUCUAUUAUGGUUAUGAAAAACGAUGAGGUGAAAAUUCAUAAAAUGUCAGACAAACUUGUCAUGGCUGUCUCCGGUGAAUCUGGCGAUACAACUCAGUUUUCAGAAUACAUUGGAAAAAAUAUACAACUUUAUAAAAUGAGAAAUGGUUACGAACUAUCACCACAAGCGGCAACUGCUUUCACCAGAAGAAAUUUGGCGGAUUAUCUUAGAAGUCAAACACCGUACACCGUUAAUUUAUUAAUGGCUGGAUACGAUGACGAAACUGGCCCACAGUUAUAUCUUAUAGAUUACUUAGCUUCUUGCGUUAAAGUACCAUAUGCAGCGCAUGGUUAUGGUGGUUUCUUUUCCCUUUCUAUAUUAGACAGAUAUCAUAGUUUUGACAUGACUGAAGAAGAAGGAUACGAAUUGAUGAAGAAAUGCGUUAGAGAAAUUCAUAAGAGACUUAUCGUGAAUUUACCUAAUUUUCAAGUUAAAAAAGUAUCCAAGGAUGGAAUAAAAGAUAUGAAAUUUAUUACAGCACAAAAUUUAGCUGUCGAAGAUGCUGUUAAGGUGUGAUUAAUUAACAUUUCAUAUUUUCAUAAUAUUGUAAUUCUGAUUAUAAAAAUAGGGAUAAUUAAAUAUAAAUCAA